UAUUAAUUCUUUUCAUAUCCAAUAAAGACACUUAUCAAUCCAAGUCCGAGAAAAUUGCAUAACUCCAUUCGAGCUUCUGCAACGAAUGGAAGUAUAUAAAUACAGUGUUUCUUUAUCUUUGCUAACAGAACGAAUUAUAUUUUUAUCCACAUCGCACUGCGUGCGAUUACUGCGAUUACUGCGUGGUGAAAACACAGUGUUACUUAUAUUUUGGAAGAAAAAAGAUCGUAACAAGUGAAUCUAAUUGUAUGAUAGUUCUAAAUUACUAUUAAAUAGACAAAACAGUAAAAUGAAGAAAAAGCAUAUCAAUGAUGUAUCGUGCAAGUUUGCUAAGAACAAAUACACUUCUUAGCAAUUUUAUUUGCGUCUUGUAAGACAAAUAUUUAAUAUUGUCAUUCGACAAAUUAAGUCAAUUAUUUUGAACUGAUUAUGGAAUCACGAAACAGAAUGAAGAAAAAACAUAUCAAUGAUGUUCAAACUUCGACGGUAGAUGAACAUUUCCAAUUAUUAUUGGAAGAAAAAAAUUUUAUCGAUUCAAAACACAUGAACAACACCUCAUCAGUAACACCUGCUGAUCUGCCAGAUUGGUUUAAUGAAAAAUUAUUCAAAGAAGCUCAACAUUUUUAUAAUCAAAAUACUAUGGCGAUGGCAGUAUCUAGCAUUAUGGGACUGUUUGCCAUACUAGCAAUUCCAGAUAUAUUAAAGGUCCUUAUAUUCACCAAAAAAAGCAAUAUACCUCAUAUAGCUUUUAAUAGAUAUAUUGAAACUUUAUUGCACAUACACAACUUGUAUACAUGUGACCCAAAUGAUCCGGAUUCCAAUUGGUACAAGACAGUAAAUGUAAUUACCCGAAAACACCAGAUCAGCAGUGAAAGAUCAAAGAAGGCGUGUGUCGGAGGAAUUUAUCAAAAAGAUAUGGCAUUAACGCAAUUCGCUUUCCUGGGAUAUGUUUUUAUUGCGCCUAAAUCUAUUGGAUUGCUCAAUAAACCGGAAGAAGACGAAGCGCUUAAUCAUUUCUGGCGUGUAGUAGGCUACAUGCUAGGAAUUCCCGAUAGAUUAAAUAUAUGUCGCAAAACCGCAGUGGAAACUCAUGAAUUGUGCCAAAAGAUAAGCAGCGAUAUUUUAGUGAAUUAUUUAAAUGAAGCUCCACCUGAUUUCUACCACAUAGUAUCAAUCAUAUCAAAUGGAUUAUGGUACAUUGACGUAACCUUGAAUGCAGAUGCUCUCCUGUCAUUUAUUUAUCGACUACAUGGUAUUAAAUACAAAAAACCGCUUACAUGGUACAGUUGGCUAAAUAUGAAAUAUCGUGAUUUGACGUUUUAUCUAUGCUUGGUACCUUAUAUCGGAACAGUGGUGAAAACUUAUUAUAACUAUAUGCUUAUAUUUACAUUAUGGCUAGUUCAAAAAUGGCCUGUGCAUGCGGUGGUCAUUUGGGAAAGAAAAUUGCCAAAUUAAACUAUAUCCUACAUAUAUAUAGUUUUGAUUUUGUCAAUUUAUUACAUUUGUCAAAGCUAUGUUCGACUUUGUGACAAAUGUCAUAUUUCUUAAUUUUCAAUAAUUAUUAUAUACAUAUUAGUAUUUCGGAAACUUGUUUGAAAAUUACUUUGAUGAUUUUGCUAAACGCGAUUGUUUGAGAGCGAUCGUUUUCAAAAAUAACCUUAUCAGAAAGCUUGGUCGUCAAAAUACAAUUAAGAUUAAAAAUAAUUCAGCAUUUAUUUAUUUUUCGUAAAGAAACAGAUAAUUUUGUGAUAUUUAAUCGCAAUGGAAUAAAAGAAUAAGAAAACUUGAAAA
Messenger RNA from Nylanderia fulva, 1791 nucleotides. The record is from RefSeq and is a predicted model, not a curated record. Lineage: Eukaryota; Metazoa; Arthropoda; Insecta; Hymenoptera; Formicidae.